AUGGUACCCAUAAGACCACUCGGCCGUGUAAUAACGCAAUUUAUUUUUGUAGUUAGUGGGAGCGUUAUUAAGGCUACAUAUAACGCAUACAGACAGUCGUUGAGUAACGGCGGAGGUGUUUUGAACGGGAGAAUAAGUAAGAUAAUGAGUAAGGAGGAAGCUGCAAAGAUUCUGGGAUUCAACUCUUAUGAUAAUUUAAAACUAAAACAAAUACAGGAGGCACACAAACGGCUCAAAAACAUCAACUCACCUUCAGGGUCAUUUCAAGGUUCUCCCUAUUUAAUACAGCGCAUUGACGCCGCCAAUAUUAUAUUAACCAACCACUGCAAGUCUAAUCGCUCAAGUAAUAUGUGA
Molecule: messenger RNA, 354 nt
Organism: Theileria annulata
Lineage: Eukaryota; Apicomplexa; Aconoidasida; Piroplasmida; Theileriidae
Exons: 1
Coding region: 1-354 (117 amino acids)
Biological process (GO): protein import into mitochondrial matrix
Cellular component (GO): TIM23 mitochondrial import inner membrane translocase complex
Source: RefSeq, a predicted model, not a curated record